AUGCGGAAAUUAAGAAGCAAAAUUACGAUAUUUUUAUUUAUGUACAGCAUUGCAACAACUGCAAUAGUGUAUCAGAAUUACAUAUUUAUAGCUAAUAUAUUUAAAAAAUAUAGAGCAUUCGAAUGGUUAUGUAAAAAUGAAAAAGAACAAAGGGACAAUGAUUUUUUUUUAUGUAAAGAGCAAGAAAAUUAUAUACAAUUUUUACUAGUUACAGGGUUAAUUAUUCAAUUUAUAUCAGGCUCAAUUGGUAGUAUAUUAAUUAAAAUUUUUUCGAAAAAAAAAUAUAUUUCACAAGUAGCUUUUAUUUUUUUAUUUAUCGGAUGGACCUUAUUAAGUGUAGCCUUGCAUUAUUCAAAAAGUUACAUGGACAUUUAUGCGCUCAGCGCCGCAAAGAGUAGUUAUCAUAGCGACGUAACGAAUAAUCGUCAUAGCGGUGCGCGCAGUAGUGCACACAUCAUAGUGACGGACAUGCAGAAGAUGUUUCAACUGAUCUCUCUACUCUUUAACAUUUCGUUUAUUUGUUUCGGAAUUGGUUCCGACAAUUCGUACUUACCCAUUAUUUACUACAUUAAUGAAAUAUAUCCAGUUAAAGAUAACAUUAUGGAAAAGUCGAAUAAGACAGAAAAGAGCAAAUUAAACACAUUCAAAACGAUUAUGAGAAAUAAAAAUUAUAUACUAAUUAGUACUAUGUCCUCCUUAGCUGUUUUGAGUUUAUUUGUUGGUAAUGUGAUAAUCAUUACAUUGGACUUUUUAGAAUUUAAAAAAAAUGUUAUUGUCAUUAUUCUGGUGUAUAUAUUGAUAUGUAUAUUCCCCUCCUUUUUCAUAGCUAAUAUGUUAGAGUAUAAAAAAAAUUAUGUACAACAAACAAAGAAAGAAAUAGAUGAGCAGGAAUAUUCAGGUAAAUACAUUCAUGAACAGGAGAAUAGUUAUAAGCAUAUAUGUAAUAGUGAUCCUGCGAAAGAUAUUGCAAAAAGUAUAGGAAAAGAAGAUAUUAGUAGCAAUGCCGUUAUUUAUAUAGUGAAUUAUGAAAAUCAAGACAAUAGUGGGAAAAAUAAAAAUGAAAAAUUGGAUAAGUGUACACCUGAAAAAAAUGUCCAUUUUGAGGAGAUUAAAACAGAUGGUGGUAGAAGCACAUGUACAUAUAUCAAUGAAAAAAAAGAGGAAAAAAAAGUGGAAAAAAAAGAGGAAAAAAAAAUGAAAGGUUUUUUUAAAAAUAUUAGCUGUAGAACUCUGAAGAAACAACUUGUUUCCCCAUUUUAUAUAUUUAUUGUAGUAGAAUUUUUUAUAAUUACAUUUAGCAUUUGUUUUUUUAUGUUUUCGUUAUUUGAUAUAUACGAAAAUAAUGUAUUUGGAAAUACAUUAAAUAUAUAUUCUCUUAUUUUACCCUCCAGUUUUAUUAUCACGUUAAUAUUUGGAAUAGUAGCAAAUGUUAUCAGUAUUUAUAAUUUUAUCAGUUUUAAUUUGAUACUAGGAAUUUUAGUAUUCGCGCUAAUAUUUAUUUAUUAUAAAACAGCUAGUGUUAUCAUUGGAUACGUAUCUUUAAUUAUUUAUUUUUUUCAUCAAAGUUUUUUUGCAAAUCACAUGUACAUGUACAUGUCAACUGUAUUUAAAGAGGAAAAUUUCUCAGUUUUAAUUGGAAUUAUUAAUACGUUUGCAUCCUUUGCUUUUUUUUUGUCUUUUAAAAUAUAUGAACAUAUCAAAUAUCAGAAGCAUAAUAGUACCUAUAAAGAAAUAAUAACACAAGUCAUUUUUUCUUCAUACCUUAUAGUUUUCUUGUUUCAUAUAUUCUACAUAAAAAGAAAUGCACAGAGCUCCUCCGGCAUACCCAAUUUUUCGGUUACCCCUUGA
Molecule: messenger RNA, 1848 nt
Organism: Plasmodium malariae
Lineage: Eukaryota; Apicomplexa; Aconoidasida; Haemosporida; Plasmodiidae
Gene: MFR3
Product: major facilitator superfamily-related transporter, putative
Exons: 1
Coding region: 1-1848 (615 amino acids)
Biological process (GO): transmembrane transport
Molecular function (GO): transmembrane transporter activity
Source: RefSeq, a predicted model, not a curated record